Messenger RNA from Lycium ferocissimum, 1049 nucleotides. Its product is annotated as nascent polypeptide-associated complex subunit beta-like. The transcript has 5 exons. The record is from RefSeq and is a predicted model, not a curated record. Bases 389 to 877 code for a protein of 162 amino acids. NCBI's taxonomy places the organism in Eukaryota, Viridiplantae, Streptophyta, Magnoliopsida, Solanales, Solanaceae. Gene Ontology annotation, cellular component: cytosol; nascent polypeptide-associated complex.
ACUAUAUGUUUCUUCUGGAGAUAGUUUUCACGGAGGAAAUUGCAUGUUUCGCCCUUCUAAUGGGCUGGUCUUUCAUUUUUGUCCUUCAAAAUCGCACUUAUCCCUAGCGGGGCAUAAGUUCUUUAAGGCGCGGGGCAUAACUUGUGGGAUAUUAUGAUGCGAAAAUAUAAACUUAUGCCCCGCGAAAAAAGUUGUUUGUCUUGAUGGGCAAAACUAAUAGACCACCACAAAAUUGAGGCAAAAGUGGAAAUGACCCGUUUCUUGGGAUUUAUUGCAGGAUUAUUUUAAUUAUUGGUCAUAUUCUGCAAAUUUGUAAAUUUCGUAUUAGCAUUCGGGGUGAGAGUUUGUUUAUUAAGAUAGACUAAUUUUCUGUAUUUGUCUGGAACAGAUGAAUGUAGAAAAGCUACGUAAGAUGGCCGGUUCGGUUAGGACCGGUGGUAAGGGAACCAUGCGAAGAAAAAAGAAGGCUGUUCACAAGACAACUACAACAGAUGACAAGAGACUCCAAAGCACCCUGAAAAGAAUUGGGGUGAAUGCUAUUCCUGCUAUCGAAGAGGUUAACAUUUUCAAGGAGGAUGUAGUUAUCCAAUUUAUUAACCCCAAAGUUCAAGCCUCUAUUGCUGCAAACACUUGGGUUGUUACUGGUUCCCCUCAGACAAAGAAGUUGCAGGAUAUUCUUCCUCAAAUUAUUCACCAGUUGGGCCCUGAUAAUUUGGAGAAUUUGAAAAAGCUAGCGGAGCAGUUCCAGAAGCAAGCACCUGGCGCCGGGGCGCCUGAAGGUGCUGCUGCAGCACAGGAGGAUGAUGAUGAUGAGGUGCCGGAACUUGUGGCUGGUCAAACCUUUGAAGCAGCCGCUGCUGAGGAGGGUCACACUUAAAAAAAAAAAAAAAAAAAUUAAAUUUUGUAUCAACCCUCCAACUCAACGUUUUGAAUCCUUUUAAUUUAGUUGAUUGUUCUAUUUUGAUUUUGAUUGUGACAACUCUGAAGUACAUCAAAAUGGUUUUGCUAGUAAGCUACUUUGGCCUUCUAAGAGCUGAAUCUUUGGAUUA